Messenger RNA from Lolium rigidum, 1182 nucleotides. Its product is annotated as FCS-Like Zinc finger 12-like. The record is from RefSeq and is a predicted model, not a curated record. Lineage: Eukaryota; Viridiplantae; Streptophyta; Magnoliopsida; Poales; Poaceae. The transcript is spliced from 2 exons. The coding region runs from base 181 to 684 and encodes 167 amino acids.
AUCUUCCCCUUUAUAAUCCCUCCCACCAGACCCAUCUUCUCUCUCCCUCCUCCCCUCACUUCACCAUAGUAUUCUUCAUCAGUGAAAGAAGCUCGGAGGGAGAAGAGGAGAGAUGGGAGAGUGGACAGCAGCACAAAACUGAACCCCAUCUCUCUCUCUCUCCCUCUCUUCCUGCAAGAAAUGAUGAGGUCCCUUGAGCCGGCAGCCGAGCAGAAGGCCUCAUCGUCCUUCGCUAACCUCCUCUCCAUCUUCCUCGGAGUCAGCUCCUCCGAGCCGAAGCCGAAGCGGAGCUUCGACGCAGAGGGUGUCGUCGGGCUCGGCAUCGUCGCUGCCAUGAGCACCGAACGGCUUACAGCCAAGCCGAUUGCCAUCGGCCCUGCCGCACGGCGCCGUGCCCGGGAGGAAGACCAGAUGUCCGAGAGCUACACUUGCGUCAUCACGCAUGUGGCUGGGGCCGGCGAGGGCGGUGGCAGCGUGCGGAAGCGCGUGUACUUCGGGUUUGGAGAAGGCGGGGGUGGCUGGUUCGUGGAAGCCUGUGAGGAGGAGCCGGCGAGGGAGGCUGACUUCUUGAGCCGGUGCUGCCUGUGCGGCAAGCGGCUUGAUGGGCUUGACAUCUACAUGUAUAGAUUGAAGAUUUUGCAGACAUCACGUCACCAAAAGGAGCUUGCAGGCAAAGCAACAUGAGGAACUGAAGAAUUGUAGUGUCUCCAAACAAGUUUGGCCAAGGAAUGCCAUGGUCACUGUAAAAUCUGUGAAGAAACAGAUAAAAAAGAUCAUUUAAGCAAAUGGGACAUAUACAAGAAUUGCUAAAGAAGCUUCUGAACUGUAGCUUGAAUAAAAGAGGAAGGAAUUUGUUGAGUCACGUCCACUGCAAAAUGUUCAGCACGUGUGAUUGCAUUUCUCUGUACCGAGCAGAUAUGAUGAGCACUUAGCAGAUAAAUUUGAUAUUUAAUCCUAUUAUGAAGUUUCAGAGAGAGAAACAAUUAAUUUGCUCAAGUUAAAAGGUUAAUUGGAUUGGGUAAAUAUCCAUGUUCUUGUAUAAGAAACUUGUUCUCAGGAAUGGCGAAAUUUACAGGAGGCAUUCGCAUUCCAGUUCUAAAUUCUGGUAAAUCACGGCAGAACAUGAUUUCCCGAGGGAAAAUCUGAGUUGUGAAUUGGUAUAAUAAAGCUGCACAGUUGAAA